Molecule: messenger RNA, 1683 nt
Organism: Mixia osmundae IAM 14324
Lineage: Eukaryota; Fungi; Basidiomycota; Mixiomycetes; Mixiales; Mixiaceae
Exons: 3
Coding region: 1-1683 (560 amino acids)
Molecular function (GO): heme binding; oxidoreductase activity, acting on paired donors, with incorporation or reduction of molecular oxygen; iron ion binding
Source: RefSeq, a predicted model, not a curated record
AUGCCUGACAGCCGAUUCGCCCAAUUUGGCAUAUACGCAUCGAUCUUGCUUGCUUCUUAUGCUUUCUACAAGCUCUACAUAACGCCUUACUACCUCUCCUCGAUCCGUCACCUACCCGGACCGCCGCGCAAGUCGAUCAUCCUCGGCAAUCUGCCCGAGAUCGUAGCUGCCGAACCUGGCAUUCUCCAGAAAGAAUGGCUCGACAAGUAUGGCGGCUACGCUCGCUACCAUUUCAUGUUCGGCGUCUCGCGAUUGCUGCUCAGCGAUGUCAAAGCAGUCAACCAUAUCCUCCUCAGCAACCCAUAUUCGUACCCCAAGCCUAAUGCGCUGCGAGGCGAGCUGGCAAAGAUUCUCGGCAAAGGCUUGCUCUUUGCCGAGGGCGACGAUCACAAACGUCAGCGAAAGAUCAUGACGCCUGCCUUCACUUGGCCGCACGUCAGAGAGCUCACGCCUGUCUUCCAGGCAAAGGCCCGAAUUAUGCUCUCUCAGUGGCUUGACGCGGUCGCCACAGAAGCCGAAUCAGCUGAACCAAAAGGCUAUGCUAUCUUUGACGUUUCGCUCGGUCUCAACCGGUGCACACUGGACGUCAUCGGCAAAGCAGGCUUGGGUUACGAGUUUGGCUCAUUGGAGAAUGACGACAACGCGCUUGCCAAGUCAUUCCAGAGCAUGACAAAGUCCCUCGGCGAACCCUCUGUGCUUUCUUUUGCGAUGAUGUUCGUCGUUCGCGCGCUACCGUUCUUGGCGCUCAUACCGAACAAACGAGUCGAAGUCAUGCGAGAGUCUAUGCGCAUCAGAGCGCGAGAGUCUCGUAAGAUCUUUGACGAAAAGAAAAAAGUGGAGCAGGAGCGCAUGGAGAAGAGUGAUUCGUCUGUCAAGGGAGCCAGGGACCUUAUGAGCCUUCUCGUGCGGUCCAAUCUCGAUUCCAGUCUCAAAGCCCGCGACAGAAUGGAUGACGACGAAGUCAUGUCCCAGAUGACCACGUUCUUGCUUGCCGGUCAGGAGACAACUUCUACGGCUGCCACUUGGACACUACUCCGUCUUGCGCAGAACCCAGAGAUUCAGACACGCCUGCGUGCAGAGAUCGUCGAAGCUCAAGCAGAAGCAGAGCGUCAAGGUCUAGCCGAGAUCGAGCCAGAAACGCUCGAAAAGCUGCCCUAUCUCGAUGCGAUCUGCAAAGAAAUCAUGCGGUUCGACUCGCCCGUCUCUGGUACGAUUCGAGGCGUAGCAAAGGAAGACCACAUUCCGGUUUCGACACCUUACAGAUUGCCCAAUGGCGAGAUGACAGAUACUAUUCAUGUCAUGCCCGGUCAAUCCAUCUUCAUGUCAAUUUAUACGAUCAACCGCAACGAGACCAUCUGGGGACCGGACGCCUCGAAAUUCAAUCCCGAUAGGUGGUUCAAUCUACCUGAAUCGGUCGCAGAUGGCACGAAAGGCUUCCUUUGGGCUCACCAACUCUCUUUCUUGAGCGGCUCGAGAGCAUGUAUAGGUUGGAGAUUCGCAGUGCUCGAGCUCAAAGCAAUCAUCUCCGUCGCAAUACAGCACUGCUCUUUCGCAGAGCGUGACGAAGGCGGCACAGAGAUAUACGCACGCAGUUUCUUGGUCAGCAAACCGCUCGUGCGCGGCGAAGCAAAGGCGGGCACACAGCUUCCGUUGCGAGUAUCGCGCGUACAGAAAGCUCAGUGA